GUUCACCCUGUGCGGGUUGCUGCUUUUGCUGAGCAGUUUGGUCAAGGUGCAGGCUCCAACGUUGUCUGGGGUCCGAUAAAACGUUGGACUCUGGAAAGCGAGGCGGUAUCAAGUGUCAUCAACCCAGAUUUUACUGAUGCUGAGGCCGUACGACAGUUUGAUAAGGUUAGAAGGCACGUGCAGUGUGUCUUUGCUGCCAAGGCGCACUUAUGGGGUAAUGAUUGGAAUCCCCAGGCUUGCGGUGCAGAGGGCGAGGAAGCCAUUCUUGCAGUGAACGUGGCUCUAUGUCUUCCACGGCUGAUGCGCUUCUGCCUGAUGGUCAAGCAGGGAUUUGCCUUGGAUGGCUUCGUGUUUGAAGUACGUGGAAAGAGCUAUUCUUCUGAUCUUACGAGUUUCGCGCUCACUGUUCGGAGAGUUCUGGCAGGCCUCAGUGCCGGUGAUCCGUCGGGUACAGAUUGCUUUAAGGGAAAAAUAGAGGGCCGUGGUUGGUAUUUUCAAUUUGCUCGAGAGCCGUUCUUCGUGACAACUUUCGCGCCAUGCUACGACGAGUCCCAUCCUCGAUUCCAGUUUCAUCAAAGCUCGGAUUCUUGUUUCAUUCUGCUCCAGCCAGAGGAGUCUUUUUUGCGGCACGACCUUCCUCCUGAUAAGCCACGAAGUGCAACAAGUUGGGAGAGACCAGCAGAUGUUCGUGAUCGCAUCAGGGCCAACUUUCGCCGUCACGGACGAGAGUACCGGAUUCCUGAGACGACCUCGUACCCGCCUGCGGACUUCAUUGUGGCACCUCUGGAUGCACUGCAUGAUCCUCCUGUGAGGUUCUGGGAGUCAACACGCCAGCAGGCUGACAAGAAGGAGUCAAGUGCCAUAAAUGCGGUGGCCUUUCCAGCGCCGCACCUGGGCAAGGCGUUCUACCAGGAUGAGCUCCUCCGGAGGCGUGACCUAGUAUUCUUGAAGACCAACGAAGAUGAGAGCAUCCCAGCUUGUCAUGUCAAAGCACAGCGAAGGCUCUCGUUCCUUUCCACGCCCCCAGCAACGAUCCUUUACAGCCACGGAAACGCUGAGGAUGUAGGGCUGCAUCUCGAUUACAUAGAUGCUCUCGCAGAAUACACGGGCGCAGAUGUGUUCAGUUACGAAUAUGUUGGUUACUCACUCUCCCGGCUGGCUGGUCACUCACCGUCGGAGGACGGAUGCAUACGCAGCAUUGAUGCAGCUUGGCGGUACUUGGUGGAUGAGGAGAAGAUCCCUCCGAAACGGAUUGUAAUCUUCGGACGAUCGAUAGGUUCUGGUCCCAGCGUGGAUCUGGCUUCUCGGAGUCAGGUGGAGGGCACAGAGUUUUCACCCUUGGAUGCAGCUGGGGUGAUUCUCCAAUCUCCCUUGGAGAGUGGGGCAUGUGUGGUGAUGGGUGGCACAGCCGCCACGCUGGGGUACUAUUUGGACAUCUUCCGCAACUACGAGAAGAUUGGCAAGAUCAAAGCUCCGGCCGGGUUGAUCUGUCCUAUGCACAUUCGUUUGCUUCCUUUAUACUUCGGGCAGCACCCUAUGUAG
Symbiodinium pilosum is the source of this 1542-nucleotide messenger RNA. NCBI's taxonomy places the organism in Eukaryota, Dinophyceae, Suessiales, Symbiodiniaceae. The record is from the annotation of a GenBank genome assembly.